AUGGCCCGGGCCGAAGGCAAUCCCCGGCUGGACGGCGACUCCCAGCAGCCCUCCGUCUUCAAGGUGGUUCUCCUGGGCAGCAGCUCUGUGGGCAAGUCCAGCCUGGCUCUGCGAUUCCUCAAGAACGACUUCAGGGAGAUCCUGCCGACCCUGGGCUGCGCCUUCUUCACUCAUAUGAUGGAAGUCGAUGGGAAAGCCUUGAAGCUGGAGCUCUGGGACACGGCGGGACAGGAGAAAUAUCACAGCGUUUGCCACCUCUAUUUUCGGGGUGCCAACGCCGCUCUCUUGGUUUAUGACAUUGCAAAUAAGGAUACUUUCCACAGGGCCCAGAACUGGUGGAAGGAGCUGGAGAAUGAGUUUCAGCCUGAAGAAAUUGUUGUGAUUUUGGUAGGCAACAAGACAGAUCUUGAGGAUUCUCGGGAAGUGACAUUUGAGGAAGGAAAAACAUUUUCAGAAAGUAACAAGUUAUUGUUCAUGGAAACAUCGGCCAAACUAAACCACCAAGUGACCGAAGCCUUCACUGCUGUAGCUCGGGAGUUAUUACAAAGGGAAGAACAACAUGGAGGCCAAGCUCAGCGGAAGAGCCCCUCGGUUGAUCUGGAGAAUUCAACCAGUCAAAGAAAGGCCAAAUGCUGCCUGGACUAGGGGGAGGUGGGUCCCAUGGGAGCCCUCCCCCAAAUCUGGCUUCCUCUUGGGCUGCUGUCAUGAAGACGAAUCUCCCCACCAAGACCUGAUGGUUUGGCCUUUGCCAAUGGAUUGACCUACCUUGGCUAUGGCAGCAUGGGCUUUGAAGGCAGUUCCUGAGAUGUUGGACUUGCUGCCUGUCGGCCCCCUCCCAGGAAUCCAAGGAAAAUCACCGGCUCUCAAAGAGACGUUUCCUGGAAGAGACUGUGGGGGAGGAAUGGGUCGAGGUUCCGGGAGGAAGCCCUGAGUCAGAGCCAGAACACCUGGGUGGCUCCAUCCCUGGGCAGCUUCUCGGGGACACCACGGCCUCUCCCUGCCAGGGCAUCACCGACUUAGAGCUGAGCAGGAACGUGGAGGACUUCUGGCCCAAUCCCCUCAGAUUAUGGAUGAGAAAAUGGAGGAAGAGAGUGUGUAAGGGAUCAGCAAAGGCUGAGGCAGACGCUAAGCGCUCUAACCACUGCCCUGCCCAGCUGCCUCCUGACUGCAUUAGGGACUUCCCCUCAGUGUCUGGCACCAGCUGGGCACACCAUCUGCAGGUAGCCAGAAGGAGCUAAAACGGGAAGGGCAGGAGUGAGAAUGGGGGAAACUGUUAAAGGGGUCUAAAUUCAUGUCUUCAUCAAUGUGCUCGUUCUCAGAGUCUUGGGAAGGCGUGUCUCAAAUCGCUUUUAGCAUUUUGGACCCGUUUCCUUUUCAGUAAAUUGUAAUAACCCCUGUGCAUCAUCACAUGGAAGUCUCACACUUACUAAUGGUGUCAAGUCAUUGUUAACCUCCCUGGGCCUCAGUUCCCCAAUCUGUAAAAUGAGGGGGUUAGCUAAACGGUCUCUAUGUGCCCUUUCAGCUCUAAUGAUACCUGUGUCGCCCACUCCCUCCCUCCUGGGGCUGAUGGGAAUAAAGUACUCUGUAAAUCCCAAAGGAAUAAGAAACAUGUUCAGUUGGUCAGUCAGUCAGUCAGUCAGCAGACGUGUGUUAAGUACAUACUGUGAGCCCCCUGGAAAAGCAAAUAGAAGUAAAAAGGAAGUUGGGCCCUCCUCUCAGGGAGCUUCCACUCUAAUGAGGUCAAAAGUAAAAGGAAGCUGAGCAGUGGGGGGUGGGCAGCCUGCUGGGCAUGAGGGAGACCUCCAGUGGGAAAGGAAGAGGUUGUUAUUAAUAA
Molecule: messenger RNA, 1834 nt
Organism: Gracilinanus agilis (Agile Gracile Mouse Opossum)
Lineage: Eukaryota; Metazoa; Chordata; Mammalia; Didelphimorphia; Didelphidae
Gene: RAB17
Product: RAB17, member RAS oncogene family
Exons: 5
Coding region: 1-645 (214 amino acids)
Molecular function (GO): GTP binding; GTPase activity
Source: RefSeq, a predicted model, not a curated record